Entamoeba histolytica HM-1:IMSS is the source of this 1329-nucleotide messenger RNA. Its product is annotated as lipase, putative. NCBI's taxonomy places the organism in Eukaryota, Evosea, Mastigamoebida, Endamoebidae. Bases 1 to 1329 code for a protein of 442 amino acids. Gene Ontology annotation, biological process: lipid metabolic process. The transcript has a single exon. The record is from RefSeq and is a predicted model, not a curated record.
AUGGAAGAAAAUAAAGAACCGUCUAUUCUCUCUGUUAUACUAGAUGCUUUCUCAACAACACUAACAACAAUAAGUAAUCCUUCAUGGAAAGACAUUUUUGAUAUUCAAAUUAAUAAAAAGACAUUAUCAUCGUUGUCUGACGUCAUUCAUUAUUUUAAAUCUUUUUCUGAGUUAUCAUUUAUUGAUCUCAUGACAGGUUAUUUGAUUUUGUCGCAAAUAUCAGAGUCUAAUUACGAUUCAUUUCAGAAAUAUCAAUUAAUAUCCAAAAGUUCUGUAGAUAUUCAUUCUAUACAAACCAUUUACAAAGCAAUUUCCCAUUCAGUAUCAGUAUUUCAAUGGACAUUAUAUGAAAGCUAUGCUUCUAAUGAAGAAAAAAGGUAUUACCAAAAUAAUAAAGAAGAAGUUUCUCGUUUAAUUAUCUCUCAGUAUAAUCAUAUUCACCCAGAUGAUAUUAUUUUAUUACAACAUAAUUCAAAACCAUUUUGCCCUGCACAUUAUGUUUGUGUUGAUCAUUCUAUUGAUGCUAUAAUAGUUUGUUGUAGAGGAACACAAACUAUAACAGAUUGCCUUGUUGAUUGUUCAUUUUAUUAUGAAAGCAUUUAUUGUGAAGGAGAAUAUGGGUUAAUUCAUAAAGGAAUAUAUCAAACUGCAUCAACAAUCUAUAUUUCUGUACUUCCAGCAGUGAGAAAGUUAUUAACAAAGUAUCCAAAAUAUAAAGUUCUUUGUACUGGUCAUUCUUUAGGGGGAGCUGUUGCAGAGAUUGUAACUUUAUUAUAUCGUUCAAGAAAUAAAAUGGUUCCUGUUUAUUGUGUAGCAUUUGGUGCUGUUCCUGCUGUAUCUUCUAAUAUUGCUGAAUUGCCAAUAUUUAAAGAGUGUAUUCUAAAUAUAAUUAAUCAAAAUGAUAUUGUCCCAAGAGCUUCUCAUAGAGCAAUGCAAGAAUUAUUAGAGAGAAUAGAUAAUAUUAUCAAUAUUGUUGGGUAUGAUUUAUAUUAUGAACUUGAAGAUUCAUUAGGAAAAAAUGUAGAUUUAACUGUUGCUCGAGUUAUCAAAGAAAAAGAAAUUACCUGGGACAAAAUAAAAAAUACAAAUUAUGUUGGUCAAGCUCUUCUUCCAAUGGGCAAUUGUAUUGAAAUUAGUGAAGGGAGGUGGUUUGAAUUUGAUAAUGAGGCAUUUGGACAAAUAGAACCAAAACAAACAGCUGUUUCUGAUCAUUCAAGUUAUAAAUACGAAAAAUCUGUACUUCAAAAGUAUGAAGAAAUUACUGGAAUUAAACUAGUACCAAACAGAAAAGAAGAAUACAAAAUAUUAUCAUCUAAGUUUGACCUAUAA